AGGUGUAGCUACCGUUCCUGACGCAGUCUGCUCAGCCGUCUGCUGUCAUCCCUCACACGCCUUCACCGGUUAUUUACCGGGCAACAGUUGCAUCAUUUGUCAACCGGUGCGGUACAGCAGCCCUACUUCGCAAUACCUCGAGAACACAGAAUCACGCAUUUGCGCGCGCGCUACACGUUCUGUCGGUUCAGCUCGAGCGCGGUGAGUCAGUGAGGCGGGACUGGAUUAGUCUGUGCGCUGGUCAGUACUCGUUCUGUUAGCGGUACUGUAACCGGGCGGCAUGAAACGGAAUGCGGGCAACAAUUAAAGCCGGUCACACAGUCACAGAGACCGACACUCGCGUUCGCGGCUCUAUCCGUUUGUGUUCUGUGCUUCCUGUAAGGCUGGAAAGAUUGCCGCGUUAAGAAGGUUAUUCGGAGGCAGCGCUCACCCUGGAAGCACCAUGGCCAGGGGAAGCGACGAAUCUGUGAAUGGAUCGUGGAAAAAGCAAGUGGAUGACAUCAGGAACAUAUUUGAGUUUAAGGAAAUCCUCGGGACUGGGGCAUUUUCUGAGGUGGUCCUGGCCCAAGAGAAGGCCACAGGAGAGAUGUAUGCUGUGAAAUGCAUUCCAAAAAAAGCACUAAGAGGAAAAGAGAGCGGAAUAGAAAACGAGAUUGCAGUGCUGAGGAAGGUCAAGCAUGAGAACAUUGUGGCACUGGAAGACAUUUACGAGAGCCCCUCUCAUUUGUAUCUUAUUAUGCAACUUGUGUCAGGUGGGGAGUUGUUUGAUCGUAUCGUAGAGAGGGGUUUCUACACAGAGCAGGAUGCCAGCGCUUUAAUCAAGCAGGUGGUGGAUGCGGUUAACUACCUGCAUUCACUGGGGAUAGUCCACCGGGACCUGAAGCCAGAGAAUCUGCUCUAUUAUAACCCCCAUGAAGAAUCCAAGAUUAUGAUAAGUGAUUUUGGGCUGUCCAAGAUGGAGGGCGCAGCCAAUGACAUCAUGUCCACAGCCUGUGGGACGCCUGGAUAUGUGGCUCCUGAGGUAUUAGCACAGAAACCUUACAGCAAAGCUGUGGACUGCUGGUCUAUAGGAGUGAUUGCCUACAUCUUGCUGUGUGGAUACCCUCCGUUUUAUGAUGAGAAUGACUCCAAACUGUUUGAGCAAAUACUGAGGGCAGAAUACGAGUUUGAUUCCCCGUAUUGGGACGAUAUUUCUGAUUCAGCUAAAGACUUCAUUAGGAACCUGAUGCAGAAAGAUCCAGAAAAGAGGUUCACUUGUGAAGAGGCUCUUCGGCAUCCGUGGAUAGUUGGUGAUACUGCGCUCUGUAAGAACAUCCACGAAUCAGUCAGCCGACAGAUGAAGAAAAACUUUGCCAAAGCAAAAUGGCGACAAGCGUUCAACGCUACCGCAGUGAUCAGACACAUGAGGCGUCUUCAGCUCGGCAGCAGUAUGGAUUCCUCUCAACGCAGGAAGCAGAAUCCAACAUCCAUGCCAGGGAAGAGUCAGUCGGUCGAUGUUUCCUCAGUCCACCGCAGCGAUUCCCUUGAGGAGGGUGUUAUCUUUGUCUAGGUUCGUCCAUGCAAGCGGCAAACUCUUCCUCGAAGACGCCUGAGCGGCACACGCGGCCAUCCACGGUCACUACCAUCAUCACUGGCUCCAAAUGACAUCACUUCCUGUCAGACUCUUCCACUUUGUGGAAAGACGUGUUUUCUUCUAUUUAACGGUAACUUCCAUUGUCCACCGUCGCCCAAUCAAAUAAGUUUUCCUUUCUGGAAAGCCAGUGGAGUGCUAUGAAACCAGACUGAUUCCAAACUAGUGGCCGGUGUGAAUUUCAGGGGGCUGUUUUAUGUGGCUGUUGAAUGGAGAUUACAAACCUUGAGAUGAAGAACAUCUGCUCUGAGAUUUAAAAGAAGAUUAAAAAAAGGUGUAGAUAAAACGAUUUUCAUUCAGUAAAGAGUUCUUGUAACAUUUUGCUGCUUUAUUUCAACCUGUUGCGGGUUUGAAGAACCAAACGAUAAAAGAUGCGAGAUUCACAGAAGUUGGUGUAGUAAAUACAGGCUUUAAACCAAUAGCCACGUUUAUUGUCAUCCAAAACGUAUAAACUUGAAAUUCGCUCCUUAAAUGCCUCUGGCAUUUAUUAUUGAGAGAAUGAAGGAUGUGGAUAUUGUAUGAACAGAGACAUGUGUAGUUUAAUGUUUUUAUCAGCAAUCAGUGAUUUGUGUCAAAUGUUUCUGAAGGUAUAAAAUGAUGGUGGAAGAAGAGCUCUAUUUUGUGUAUGUUUGUAAGCUUUGCUUUUUUUAAAAUGACGUUUGGUCACACUUUACAUUGCAGUGAUUAUGUUGCAUUGUAAAUUCAGGUAUUUAUUGCGAUUGCCACUUACUAUUAAUAGUACAUUAUUAUUAUCAUCAAAUAUAUGUAAUAUAGACACUGUAAUGUAAACGUUUACCAUAAUUUUGUGCUUUCAAUUGUGGCUAAUGAUGAGAUUGAUAAACGCUUGACCAAUAACGUGUUUGUUUUAUCAAAAGUACCAGCUUCAGUGACCAGUGAUCUUGUGUUUCAGUGAAGCGAAAGCGACUAAAAUUUCACACAUCGGCCAGUCUUCGCAUGCAAUCAUCACAGUUUUCCAGUUUAUCUGAAGCUGUUUUGAUAUGA
Carassius carassius (crucian carp) is the source of this 2632-nucleotide messenger RNA. Its product is annotated as calcium/calmodulin-dependent protein kinase type 1D-like. Lineage: Eukaryota; Metazoa; Chordata; Actinopteri; Cypriniformes; Cyprinidae. The record is from RefSeq and is a predicted model, not a curated record. Gene Ontology annotation, cellular component: intracellular anatomical structure; cytoplasm. Gene Ontology annotation, molecular function: ATP binding; calmodulin binding; calcium/calmodulin-dependent protein kinase activity. Bases 443 to 1549 code for a protein of 368 amino acids. Gene Ontology annotation, biological process: peptidyl-serine phosphorylation. The transcript has 11 exons.